Messenger RNA from Linum trigynum, 2386 nucleotides. NCBI's taxonomy places the organism in Eukaryota, Viridiplantae, Streptophyta, Magnoliopsida, Malpighiales, Linaceae. The record is from the annotation of a GenBank genome assembly.
CUCACUCUUUCACUCUCUUCCAACUUCUUGCUCCCAAGGAAACCAGGGACAACAACACCAUAAUAAAAGUGGGAAGCAGAGAGAGAGAGAUUUAGAGAGAGGAGAAAAUUGGAGGCUUGUUCCGGCGAUGAACGAUGGGAGCCCCGACGACUGGCUGCCGGAAGGCUGGAGAGUUCAGGUCAAUGUUAGGAAGAGCGGUAAGAAGGAUAAGUGGUACUUUCCUCCCACCGGCGGGGCUAAGUUCUACUCUAAACUUGAGGUAACUCGAUAUCUAAAAAGCAACGGUAGUGGCAUCAACGUUGGUGGCAGCGAAGGCCAUACGAGCGAUGAUAGCUACAACACAGUUAACAAUACUAGAAGCGACAAUAACAUCAGUACAAUCGACAGUAGAGGCAACUUCAACACUACAGGCAACAUCACCACUCCCUCCAAUACUCUCAAGAAUAGCAACAACCUCAACUUGGUCAAUAUCACUAGUAGCAACCCCACCAACACCCCCACCAUAGGGAAGAAUACCAACAAUGUCACGGAUAGUAGCAAUCACUUUGCCAAUAGCCAUCCCAAGAGUGGAGAGGGGGAGAAUAGCACUCUUAAAAGAUCCUCUAAACAGGUUACCUUUGAGAAGGCUACAGCGGAAGGGUUACCUCCAGGAUGGACCAAAGAAGUUAAAGUAACAAAGAAGGGCAGAAAAAUACGAAGAGAUCCGUAUUAUACGGAUCCUGAAAAUGCAUACACAUUCCGUUCCAUGAAAGAUGCGGUUCGGUAUAGUCAGACUGGGGAGGUUAGAAGACUAGCAAUCAGGCGGAGGGAAGGAAGGCAUCAUGACGAUGCAGAAGAUGAUGAAACUCUGUCGCCAGCUUUAACCAAGAGACACCACUUGGGGACUGAUGCAACUAUGAACAGAACUAAUAAGAGCUUAAAGGUGCCUGGAGUAGAACCUACCUUCAAAGUAACUAAAGUAGCUCCACCAGCAGCUGAAGCCCUCCCAGAUGUUCAAGAAAUGCAACAUGAAGAAAUGGACCAGACCUUGAAGGUGACUGAACAGGCUACUACUAUAGUACCUGAAAUACUCCCUGAAAAGCGCACAGUUCAACACGAGGAAAAGGAGAUUGGAGCAACUGCUCCAGAAGCUAAAGGUGUCUCUGAUAUGCAGCCUGUACAACAACACAAAGUGGAAAACCAUGAGACCAAGAAAUAUAGUACAACUGGCAAGUCCAAGAAAAAGGAGGACGUCGUACAGAUCCCUCGCCGUGCCUCGAAGCGACUUGCUGCUCUUCCUCUUGAGCCUACUACCGCAGCACUAGAGGCGAGUCCAUCUUCUCAUCAAGCAGCAGCAGCUGUUAAAACUGUGGAUGUUGGUACUGCCGCACUUGAUUCUACCUCAGCACUGAAGACCCCAAGUCAACAACAUCAUCAUCAUCGAGCAGCAUUAGUUAAGCCGUCAAGUGAUCCGGCUGAUCCCAAGCUGGAAGUAAAUCAUCUAUACCAGAAUACAUCCGUGGCAAGAAAAGCCUUCGCCGAGUCAAAUAAGAGCAAGCUUUCUGGAACUUGUAAGAAAGCUGAAGAAGGUGAAGCGGGGAAACUGCCUCUCGAUGCUCCCCUGGGAGAGUUAUGGGAAGACCCAUGCAUUGCAUUUGCAAUAAAGACCCUCACCGGGUCACUUGAUGACUUGCCAAUGGGGUCGAACUAUAAUGGACUCGGUGAUUCAGCCAGUUCGAAGGAGCAUCUGGCUACUCCAGAAAUAAGCAUUCCUGAACCGGAGCCAAUAAACCAUUCUCAGAAUCCAGUAUCGCCUGCCGGCUUGUCUGCAGCUUAUACAUGGGCAGACCCCUGUAUCGAGUUUGCCAUAAAAACUCUAACUGGUGCAAUUCCACUGGAGUCUGAUCUUUUCAACAUGCAAGAGCAGGCAACUUCAUCACAACAAGUUCAACCAAGUUCCGGUCAGGUAUUCCACCAGCCUACUACUAUCGUCCCUACCGAAGCAGCAGCAAGGGUAGAGCAGCUGUCAUCACCGCAGACGAAAAUCGCGAGGUACACUGGUGGGAGCAGCCCGUCUGCUGGUAUGGGAAGGAGAGUUACCAGAAGCCAGAGGAAGGCUGUGUAGGUUUGUCGUUAACUGUAGUCGUCUAGUCGAUUGUUAAUUGUACAUAUGGAAGGUGAAGCUCUCCGAGUCCGGAGAGCAACAUCAUUUUGGCUUUAGUUCUCUCUUAUCCUAGUUAGCUUGCUCUACCGUGUUCAGUAAAUCUGCUCACCUGUGUAAACAAAUGUUCUAACUUUAGGGUUCUUGCUUCUGGGCUGCCUCCAAUGGAUGAUGAUGGUGAAUACAAUAAUCUCCAUGAUGUAGUACUAUAUCAUGUUUUUUUUUGAGUAAAAGUACUAUAUCAUG